Leptopilina heterotoma is the source of this 3662-nucleotide messenger RNA. RefSeq names its product protein groucho-like. Lineage: Eukaryota; Metazoa; Arthropoda; Insecta; Hymenoptera; Figitidae. Gene Ontology annotation, molecular function: protein binding; transcription corepressor activity. Gene Ontology annotation, biological process: regulation of DNA-templated transcription; negative regulation of canonical Wnt signaling pathway. Gene Ontology annotation, cellular component: nucleus; transcription regulator complex. The record is from RefSeq and is a predicted model, not a curated record. The transcript has 11 exons. Bases 517 to 2886 code for a protein of 789 amino acids.
CUUGGCUCUCUGGGGUUGAGUAAGUCUCGCUAUAGACAUGGGUAUAGACUGUAGUAGAGAGAGUUGCAGUUAGUUGCUAUCCGACCGUUGUUCUGGGUGGAUUAUUCGUCGCAUUCAAGUCUGAUGUUUACACGAGUGUUUUAAUUGUUUCCAUUUCUUUUAGUUUUUUUUUUUAAAGUUUCGUUUAACAAGUGAUAAAAGUGAAUUUAUAUUUUCAUCACAGUUAACAAAUUCCCACCCACUCACCCCCCUUUUUUUUCUAGUGCAGUGAUUUUAAAUUUUGUUUUGCAAAAAAAGAAAUUUUCCUAUAUUGGUUUUUUUCUUUUAGUGUGUGUAAAUUUGAAACACCAAAAAUAAAAUGUGAGUGGUGCACAUUACGUGUGAUAUGUGGAAAUAAAAAUCAUAAGUUUUAAGUGAUUUUAGUUGUAAAAUUUUUGAGAAAAAAAUAAUUUUUUUUUUCAAAAAAUAAAUUCAUCAGUUGAUGUGCAGCGGAAGUUUUUACUUUUUUAAACAAGGAUGUAUCCGAGUGCCCAGGCCGUUGCCGUCGCAUCUGCUGCUCGACACCCGGUUCCACCUCAACCUGGACAGCCAUUUAAAUUCACGGUGAUCGAAGGAUGCGACAGAAUUAAGGAUGAAUUUAAUUUUCUACAAGCCCAGUAUCAUAAUCUUAAAAUCGAAUACGAUAAGCAGAAUAAUGAAAAGGAAAAUCUACAGCGGCAUUGCAUCAUGUAUUACGAAAUGGCAUACACGUCAAAUAUGGAACUACACAAACAGGCCGAAAUAGCGAAACGACUGAAUGCUGUAAUAGCUCAGAUUUUACCGUAUCUCUCGCAAGAACAUCAACAGCAGGUGGCCAAUACGGUUGAAAGAGCGAGGCAAGUUAAUAUGACAGACGCCGGAUCCGUUGUUGUGCCACCCAGGCUCGAUUUACCGAGAAUGAUACAGCAGAUGCACGCCCAACAAUUACCACCUGGUGCCUCAAUGGGUCCUCAUCCGGGACUUCCGUCACUUCCAGGCAUUCCUCCUGGAAUCUCAAUGCCAACAUCCGCUUCGGCUCAACUUUUGGGACUUGGCUUAAAUCCAGGAGCACCAGCAACACCGGGAACACCUGGCAGCCAUCCAUUAUCAAUGCUUGGCAAAUCAGAUUUCCAUCGGCAACCUGAUGAUCUCAAAAGUAACGGAGGACUCAGUUCCAACGAGGAGAGACAUAGAAGUUCUAUAUCGCCAGGUGACAAAUACAGUAGGUCACGGACACCACAAGAACAUCAUUCUCAUCAUAUACAAAAUCAUCAUGAUCAUUCUAUACAUGCCAUGAAGAAAAUGAAAAAAGAUGAAAAAGACGCUAAUCACAGUGACGGAGAAAAGAGCGAUCAGGAUUUAGUGGUUGAUGAUGCAAGUGAAGAUCCAGCGAGUCCGGCUGUAAAUGGCACCUCUUCACCGCGUGAGAAUGGCAUUGACAAGGUGGGUGUUCCGCCUCUGGGUUCGAGUAUUCAAUCGAAGAAGGAUGUACCGCCACAUUCACCGCGAAGUGGUACCAGUAGCAAUGCCAGUACACCGUCGGCAAAAAAAAUGGAGGAACGGGAAAAGCCAACGACCCCAAUUUCAAAACCAAUGACACCAACGUCAGCGUCAAGUGGUAGUUUGAAGGCAACUGUGUCAGGGAAAAAUCAUCAGGGACCACCGCCUCCGGGAGCAAUUCCAGGAGUGUAUCCUCAUUAUCCACCUGGACCACCUUCUCAUCAUCUACCACCGAGUGGUCAACAUCCUCACAUGGAUAUGCUUGGUUAUAAUGGCUAUGGACCACCAAGAGGUCCCUCAUUACCUCAAUCACUUUACGAUCCUCAUGGAGCAAUGAGGGUUCCACCUGUUCCUCUAGGACCCGUACCUGGUGGAAAACCGGCUUACAGUUUUCAUGUACCUAGUGAGGGAACAAUGGUUCCAGUACCCUUCCCACAGGAUGCAUUAAGCGCAGCCGGAAUCCCUAGACACGCUCGUCAAAUCAACACCCUCACUCAUGGCGAAGUCGUUUGUGCUGUAACGAUCUCAAACCCAACUAAAUACGUCUACACCGGAGGUAAGGGUUGCGUGAAAGUUUGGGACAUUGGUCAAAGUGGCUCGGGUAGUCCUAAGCCUGUUUCACAGUUGGAUUGUUUACAACGAGAUAACUACAUCAGAUCGGUGAAACUUCUGCCCGACGGUCGAACUCUUAUAGUUGGUGGUGAGGCUAGUCAGCUGAGUAUUUGGGAUUUGGCGAGUCCCACACCAAGAAUUAAAGCUGAAUUAACAUCGUCAGCGCCGGCAUGUUACGCUCUUGCAAUCUCACCAGACUCAAAGGUCUGCUUCAGUUGUUGUAGCGAUGGAAAUAUUGCCGUUUGGGAUCUUCAAAAUCAAACACUAGUGAGACAAUUCCAGGGUCAUACGGAUGGGGCGUCUUGCAUUGAUAUUUCCCCCGAUGGUUCGAAGCUAUGGACUGGUGGUUUGGAUAAUACGGUUAGAUCAUGGGAUCUCAGGGAGGGUAGACAAUUACAGCAACAUGACUUUACGUCGCAAAUAUUUUCACUUGGUUAUUGUCCAACUGGUGAGUGGCUUGCUGUCGGUAUGGAAAAUUCAAAUGUUGAGGUUCUUCAUGCCACGAAACCUGACAAGUAUCAACUACACCUGCACGACUCUUGCGUGUUGUCCUUACGCUUCGCCUCCUGUGGUAAAUGGUUUGUCUCCACCGGAAAAGACAACCUACUAAAUGCUUGGCGCACUCCAUAUGGAGCCUCAAUAUUCCAGUCAAAGGAAUCGUCGUCAGUGUUGAGCUGUGAUAUUUCAGCAGAUGAUAAGUACAUUGUUACCGGAUCUGGAGAUAAAAAAGCGACUGUUUAUGAAGUGAUGUAUUAAAAAAAAUUUUCAUCUAUUUAAAAAAAUGUUUUUUUUUUAAAGAAGAAAAUUUUUUAACUGUAAAUAUAUAUAAAUAUAUAAAUAGAUAUAAAUAGAUACCGUUAAUAAUAAUGUUAUUAAUACAGCAGUCUCUGGCUUAUUAUUCACUCGCGAAUAUUUCGCUCUCUAAUGUCAAGUGCAAAUAAUAAACUCUUUUCAAUAAGACUGUUUCAUUUUAUAAUUUUUAUCAUAAAAGUUUUAUCUUUUCUUUUUUUAACUAUAUUUCUCACUAGUGGAUAAUUUUCACGAGCCUUCUGUAUUUCUAUCAGUUUUUAAUUUUCUAAUUUGAAAAAAAUAUAAUCUUCCAAAAAAAUGGUUGAAAGAAGCAGAUUAUUAAAAUUAUUUAAAGAAUAAAAAUUUGAAUUAUAUAUUAGAAGGGGAGGAAUAUAUUUUUUUCUAUUAUAUAUAUUAAUGAUUGAUGUUGUUUUGACACAAGAAAGGUUUUUAUUGGAGAGAUUGUGAAAUAUUGAGGUUGGGGUAAAAAAAAUGUGUUCGUAGAGGAAAUAACAUUUCGUCCUGUUCAAAAUGACGAAAUAUUUUUUAUCAUGUGAUUAUGUUAUUUUUAGUAUAAUUAUAUCUGUUUUGAACGAUAUUUAAAAAAAUUAUUUCGGUAUAUUUAAUAAAAGAGUUAAAUUUUUGUAGAAAAAAAAAUAAUUUUUCUAUAUUUAAUAUUGUUUUUUUCUAAGCAGUUGGCACUUUGUGUAUUUGUCAACCUUAUCACUCUAUAAAGUACCAUA